AUCCCGGAUCACUCUCUCCAUACCCGAACCCCGUUCUUCAUCCCCGGAUCCCGCCUCCAUCCCGGACCCCCUUCUCCAUUCUCGGCUCCUCCCGCUCCACCCCCGACCUCUUCCACCAUCUCGGAGCUCCCCACCUCCAUCCUCGCUCCCCCUUCUCCAUCCCCUGCCCAUCCCGGGGCUCUCCUCUCCCUGUCGGGGCUCCCCCCCGUCCCCCAGCAUGGCUUUGGCAGCGGGGCCGUGGCCGGAGCCUCCCCUUCCUCCCGCUCCUCCUCCUGCCCCCGGCGGCGCCGCGGGGCGGGCGGCGGGGCCGUGCCGGGUGUGCGGGGACCGGGCGAGCGGGAAGCACUACGGGCAGGUGACCUGCGAGGGCUGCAAGAGCUUCUUCAAGCGCUCGGUGCGGCGCAACCUCGCCUACAGCUGCCGGGGGGGCCGGGACUGCCCCGUGGACCAGCCCCACCGCAACCAGUGCCAGUACUGCCGGCUCCGCAAGUGCCUCCGCGUGGGGAUGCGGCGGGAAGGUGGGGUGACCGGAGGGGAGAGGGGUCGGGAUGCGGCGGGAGAGGGAGAAGGGAUGGGAAGGGAGAGAGGAUGGAGAAGGGAUGGGAAAGGAGAGAGGAUGGAAAGGGAGGAGAGGGGAUGGGAAAAGGAGAGAGGUGUAAAAAAAGGAGGGAAUGGAAAAGGUGAAGGGAUGCAAAAGGAGAAGGUGGAAAAGAGGGAGAAGGGAUGGAAAAGAAGGACAGAGCAUGGAAAAGGAGAGGGGAUGGAAAUGAUGUGGUGGAAAAGAAGGGGAGAGAGAGGAAAAGCAAAAGCAGGGAUGAAAAGGAGAAGAGGAGGUGGAAAAGAUAAAGGGAUGGAAAAGAGUGGGUGCAAGAGGAGGAUGGAGGGUGGAAAAGAGAGAGAGAGGGUGGGGAAGCCAGCACAGAGGGGAGGGACACGCAGGGGUGUUGGCACGGGGGGUGCUGACCUCCUGCUCCUCUCCGCAGCGGUGCAGCGGGGCCGCGUGGCUCAAGGUCCCCCCAGCCCCGGGCAGUGCCCUGCGCUCCCCGGGGACCCCUACGGUGGCCGCGGCUGCUUGAGCGGCUUCAUCUCGGUGCUGCUCCGAGCCGAACCGUACCCGCCGGCUCGCUACGGCGCCCAAGCCCUGCACCCCGGCGUCGUGGUGGGCAUCGAGAGCAUCUGCGAGCUGGCGGCGCGGCUCUUGUUCAGCGCCGUGGAGUGGGCCAAGGGCAUCGUCCCCUUCUUCGCGGAGCUGCCGCUCUCGGACCAAGUGGCGCUGCUGCGGCUGGGCUGGAGCGAGCUCUUCGUGCUGAACGCGGCGCAGGCGGCGCUGCCCGUGCACGCCGCGCCGGUGCUGGCGGCCGCCGGGCUCCACGGCGCUCCGGUGGGCGCUGACCGCGUGGUGGCCUUCAUGGACCACGUCCGGCUCUUCCAGGAGCAGGUGGAGAAGCUGAGGGUGCUGCAGGCGGACGCCGCCGAGUUCGCCUGCCUGAAGGCUGUGGCCCUCUUCAGCCCCGACGCGGCGGGGCUGUCGCAGCCGGGGCGCGUGGCCGGGCUGCAGGAGCAGGCGCAGGUCGCGCUGCAGGAACACGUGCGGCGGCGGCACCCGGCCCAGCCCGGCCGCUUCGGGCGCCUGCUCCUGCGCCUGCCCGCGCUGCGCAGCGUCCCCGCGCCCGGCAUCCAGCGGCUCUUCUUCAGCCGCCUGGUUGGGGAGACCCCCAUCGAGACCCUCAUCCGCGACAUGCUGCUGGCCGGGGCCAGCCUCAGCUGGCCCCAUGGAGCCAUGCAGUGAUCCCAGCCCUGCCGUGGGAUGGGGAGCCCAAAGAUGGGGACAGCGAGGUUGGGACCUCAAGGAUGGGAUCCUAAAGAUGGAGGCAUCAAAGGUGGGGACAGCAAGGAUGGGACCUCAGGGAUGGGAGCCCAAAGAUGGGGGCAUCAAAGAUGGGGACAGCAAGGACGGGAGCCCAAAGAUGGGGCACCAAAGAUGGGGACAGCAAGGAUGGGACCUCAAGGAUGGGGGCCCAAUCAUGGGGACACCGAAGAUGGGGACAGCAAG
This is a messenger RNA of Pezoporus occidentalis (night parrot), 2053 nucleotides long. RefSeq names its product nuclear receptor subfamily 2 group F member 5-like. The coding region runs from base 218 to 1789 and encodes 523 amino acids. The transcript is spliced from 4 exons. Gene Ontology annotation, biological process: anatomical structure development; regulation of transcription by RNA polymerase II; cell differentiation. The record is from RefSeq and is a predicted model, not a curated record. Gene Ontology annotation, molecular function: nuclear receptor activity; RNA polymerase II cis-regulatory region sequence-specific DNA binding; zinc ion binding. NCBI's taxonomy places the organism in Eukaryota, Metazoa, Chordata, Aves, Psittaciformes, Psittacidae.